AUGCUAUCGAAACGACACAACCAAACGAUAGUACCAGGUAAGUAAGCUCCUUCUAACUUCAAACAAAUUUCUGCAAUAUACUAAUCAUUAGUUCAGAAUUCACACGUGACGAUGUUUUAAAGUUCUCUAAAGAUUUCUUCGCGGGUGCCGCAGCAGCAGCGAUCUCAAAAACAGUAAUUGCUCCAAUGGAGCGGGUCAAACUCAUUUUGCAGGUAUUUUCUUGUUUUCAUCCGUUGCAAAAUAGUAUUUUAGCUGCAAAACUCCCAGUCUACGCUCGCAAUUGAUAAAAGAUAUAAAGGUAUCAUUGACUGCUUCGUUAGAGUACCAAAAGAGCAAGGAUUUCUCUCUUUCUGGAGGGGAAACUGGGUUAAUAUUAUGCGCUCGUGUAGUCAGGUACGAUAGCUUUUAUUUUAACAUCGACAAGUUCUGUUCAGGAAUCGUUAGGGCUUGCUUUCAAAGAACUAUUUCGUAAGUUCAGCGUAGAGGGCCUCGAUCCAUCGAAAGAUAAAAUGCGAUUUCUCAUGGGUAAUACAUAAACUAGAGCAAAAAAAAACUAUUGAAAACAUAGGGAAUCUGUUUGCUGGUGGAAGUAGUGGUGCUGCAACAUUGGCCACGAUUUAUCCUCUUGAUUUUGUGAGGACGCGGCUUGCAAUCGACAUGGGAAAGCAAAAAGUUGUGAGUUUUCAAACUAAAAAGUUUAAAUUGGCAAAAUGAAUGGGUUUUGAGGACCGAGAGUUCACAGGAAUGAUUGACUGCAUGAAAAAAAUUGUGAAACACGAUGGAAUUCGCGGGUUGUACAAGUGAGUGAUUCAAGGAGCGCGAUUGUACUCCGCUAAAAAAAAAUUAACAAAUGUACGACACGUGCUCACUUUUCAGCAUGUUCGUACAUACUCCAAUCUAUUGAUCCAAACUAAAAACAACUUUUGUAUUCGUCGUAUUCGUUUCAUGAUUUCAGAGGCUUGGUUCCAUCUUUGCAGUACAUGGUCUUGUACAGAGGCGCUUAUUACGGCCUUUUUGACACAGCAGUCCCUUACGUUGCUUCCAAUGGACGUCAGCUCUCAUUCAUGGGCGCAUUCAUGACCGGACAAGUAGAACCAAGAGUCUAGAAGCUGUGUCCUAAUCUAUUUUAGGUCGUCACGUUCGUCGCCGCUAUGGUUUCCUAUCCUUUGGAUACUGUGAGAAGGCGACUGAUGAUGGGUGCCGGCAAGAAAGAUUUUCUUUUCAACACUACGCUGUCUUGCGCAAAGGUUUUUUUUUUCAAUAUUAGGACCUGCGAAGAAAAGGUCAACUGAGAAAAAAUUCAAUGCUGGAUUGAAUACAAUGAUAAUAGCAGAAACAAACUUGCAAUCAGAGGGAUCAGAACGUUUCAGUCUGUUGAUAAUAUUAUUUUACAGUACAUCUACUUGCACGAGGGUCCACGCGCUUUCUAUCACGGCGCGUUGAUCAACGCGAUACGCGGAACCGGCGCCGCCCUUGUUCUAGCUCUUUACAACGAGUUUCAAAAAUACCAGUGA
Caenorhabditis auriculariae is the source of this 1514-nucleotide messenger RNA. Lineage: Eukaryota; Metazoa; Nematoda; Chromadorea; Rhabditida; Rhabditidae. The record is from the annotation of a GenBank genome assembly.